UGAGGCUGUGUUAGAAAAACAGUGACAUCUUGUGGCUAAACCGCAGAAUGUCAGUCAAAACAUUAAUUUACUUCCACACAAUCAGUGUUCAAACAAUGAGAGCUGUUUCCCCAUCUCACACGGACACAGUGGAUCACCGAUCACUGAUCAUCAGGGCACUGUGUAGCCCCAGCAGUGCCACCUGUCAGUGUCCAUCAGUGCCUUAUGUCAGUGCUCUUCAGUGCCUCAUGCCAGUGCCCAUCAGUGCCACAUAUCAGUGCCUACCAGUGCACAUCAAUGCCACAUAUCAGUGCCCACCUGAGCUGCCUUUCAGUGGCACCUAUCAGUGCCAGUCAGUGCCACCUAUCAGUGCCAGUCAGUGCUGCCUAUCAGUGCCAGUCAGUGCUGCCUAUCAGUGCGCAUCAGUGCCAGUCAGUGCCGCCUAACAGUGCCAGUCAGUGCCGCCUAACAGUGCCAGUCAGUGCCGCCUAUUAGUGCC
Staurois parvus is the source of this 478-nucleotide messenger RNA. Lineage: Eukaryota; Metazoa; Chordata; Amphibia; Anura; Ranidae. The record is from the annotation of a GenBank genome assembly.